AUGUCGUCCCAAGAUCCCCGCCGCGAGGGUGAAGAGGACGCAUAUGUUGGCGCAGAUGAGGCCGAGGAGGUUUUCAACGUUGAUGAGGACCAUCCUAUGGACUCUGAAGGCGAAGACGAGGACCAGCCUAUGACCUACGAGGAGGAGCUCACUUUCCAAAACGACUCCGCAGCACACUUCGACGCUCACAACGAUUCCAUCUUCUGUGUCGCGCAGCACCCAGUCCACAACAACAUCGUUCUCACCGGUGCCGGUGACGAUACUGCCUUCAUUUUCGACUCUACGCCGCCCGAGAAGCCCGUUCUCCCCCGGAGCUACGAAUCAAACCCCCAGCCGCGCGAGCGCGAGUCUCAAGUUACCCUGGCCAAAUUGGAUGGUCACACCGAUACCGUCAACGCGGUAGCUUUCACCGAGCCUGCCGGUGAAUAUGCCGUGACAGCGGGUCUGGAUGGCAAGCUUCGCGUGUGGCGGGAUACCUCGGCCAGGAACCGUGGAGAAGCCUGGGAGUUUGUGGCUGAGGCCCAGGAGGUGGAGGAGAUCAACUGGGUUGCAGUUUGCCCCUACCAGCAGGGCAACGAGGAGAAGCGCAACGUCAUUGCCAUUGGUGCCAACGACGGUAGCGCCUGGGUGUUCCGCAUCGAUGCUACGGAUUCGCAGCCCAUCUCCAUGGUUCAGACUUUCUUCCAGCACACCGCGUCCUGCACUGCAGGUGCUUGGACGGCCGAUGGUAACUUGCUUGCUACCGUGUCCGAGGAUGGAAGUUUCUACGUUUACGACGUGUUCGGAGCUGCUGCCGCUGCUGGUAUCUCCGGGUCCCCUGGUACCAACGUCGUUGUCGGCUUGACCGCCGAGGACCAGCGUUUCGCCGUGGAGGGAGGCCUGUACUCGAUCGCCAUUUCGCCUGGCGGCGGUAUUGCGGCCGUUGGUGGUGCUGAGGGUCACAUCAAGGUCGUUGGUCUUCCCCGACUUUCUGGUGGCCCUCAGGCUGCCAAAGGUAAGGGUGCUCAGUCGGCCACUACUUCUGCUGCCGGUACUAUCCUUGCCGAUCUCCAGGCUCAAUCGGAUGGCAUUGAGACUCUUUCCUUCUCUCAACCCCCGCUUACUCUUCUCGCUGCCGGCUCUGUCGAUGGCUCUAUUGCGCUGUAUGAUGCCGCUCAUCGCUUCGCUGUUCGCCGUCACAUCCGGGAAGCCCACGAAGGCGCUGCCGUUGUCAAGGUCGAGUUUUUGUCGAGCCGGGCACCGACUUCGGCUCCCCGACCCGGUGCCGCCGCGUCUGCUACUGCAGCACGCUCCUAUCUGCUUACCUCCGUCGGACUCGAUGGUGUUGUCCGGCGGUGGGAUGCCCGCGGCGGUACUACCGCUGCUGCCCAGGGUCUGUUGAAGGAGUGGAGGGGACACAUGGGUGCUUCCGAGAACGAAGAGGGUGAGCAGGCCGGUGGUAUCAUGGGUUUUGUCCAAGGACUGGAUGGCAAGCGCAUUGUCACUGCUGGUGAUGAUGGCAUUUCCUUGGUCUUUGAGGAGGAGUAG
Molecule: messenger RNA, 1527 nt
Organism: Penicillium cataractarum
Lineage: Eukaryota; Fungi; Ascomycota; Eurotiomycetes; Eurotiales; Aspergillaceae
Product: WD40 repeat domain-containing protein
Exons: 1
Coding region: 1-1527 (508 amino acids)
Molecular function (GO): protein binding
Source: RefSeq, a predicted model, not a curated record